Colletotrichum graminicola M1.001 is the source of this 1092-nucleotide messenger RNA. Its product is annotated as short chain dehydrogenase. The coding region runs from base 1 to 1092 and encodes 363 amino acids. Gene Ontology annotation, molecular function: oxidoreductase activity, acting on NAD(P)H, oxygen as acceptor. Lineage: Eukaryota; Fungi; Ascomycota; Sordariomycetes; Glomerellales; Glomerellaceae. Gene Ontology annotation, cellular component: intracellular anatomical structure. The record is from RefSeq and is a predicted model, not a curated record. The transcript is spliced from 5 exons.
AUGUUUCGUCCCCUCAGCGCCCGGCUCGCUUUGAUGGGCCGUCCCAUCACUCAGCACGCCCAGACACGCUCCAAGUCCACUCUGACUGCCCAAGCAGGCAUCGCGAUUAUCAGGCCUCAGCACCAACAACAGUCGAGAUCCAUCAGCGGCAGCCCCAAUGUCAGAGAGAAGCCCCAUCCCGGCCAGUACUCGAGAACCGACCCUGACGUUACGGUCGAGUACCCCGAGGACCACGAGCUUCCUUCCAGUAAGCCUGUCCGCGGCCACGGCGGUGGCAUCGGCAAGCCCACACUUGCAUCUUUCUCUCUGGAGGGCAAUGUCGGCGUCGUCACCGGUGGUGCCCGCGGUCUGGGCUUAGUUAUGGGCCAGGGCAUGGUCUACUCUGGCAGCGAUCUCGCCAUUGUCGACCUCAACAAGGAAGAGGCAGAGCUCCAGGCCAAGAACCUGAUCGAGGCAUUCAAGAGAGAAAACCCCGAGGCAAAAAGAGCCCCCAAGGUCACUGCCCACCACGCAGACGUCUCAGACCAGGCAUCCGUCGAGGCCUGCCUUGCUGAGGUCCUCGCUGCUCACGGCAAGAUUGACAACUUAGUCACAUCGGCCGGCUUCACCGAGAACUUCGACGCUGUUAACUACCCAAUCGAUCGCAUGCGCAAGCUCUGGGGAGUUAACGUGGACGGCACCUAUCUCUUUGCGAUUGGCGUUGCCAAGCACCUCAUGGAGCGCAAGUCGCCUGGCAGCAUGGUCUUUAUUGGCAGCAUGUCUGGUUCGAUUGUCAACGUCCCUCAGCCACAGGCACCUUACAAUGCCGCCAAGGCUGGUGUCCGCCACCUGGCUGCUUCCUUGGCUGUCGAAUGGGCCCACGCCGGGAUCCGCGUCAACUGCAUUUCGCCCGGCUACAUGCUCACAGCUUUGACCGAGAAGAUCCUCGACGACAACCCGGACCUCAAGCAGAAGUGGACAUCCCUAAUUCCCCAGGGCAAGAUGGGUCAGCCUAAGGACUUGAUGGGCCCCGUGACUUUCCUCCUGUCCGACGCUGCCCAGUACGUCACGGGCGCUGACCUUCGAGUCGACGGCGGUUACACUGUUACAUAA